AGGAACCUCUGCAAACAACAGAUUACAAAGCUGUCAGCAGUGGGAGACAGUUUUAACUGUUCACAUGAGCAUGUGUGGAUGUCCACAAAGGCACUGGGGUGGACAAAAACAAAGGAGCCUAUUUAGCCAUGGGGAGUGAAGCAUGCUGGGUAAUUAAAGGGAGGGUAGAUAAGGGGGCAUUAUGUGGUUAGAUUUCCAGGACAACACCACACAUUGUGUACAAGAGACAAAGCUAUUGUUGUGUCCAGUGUCCAAGCCUGUGGGACUGUGGGUAUAUGGGGGCACGAGUACAGAGAUUCAUUCGGGAAAACGCAAUUAUUUACAAAGUUGUAACCACACAAAUAAUGCACUAGAAAGUGAUGACAUUUGUCUGCAGUGCUGUGAAAAAUAUUACUGUGCAAAAGUAGAAGAACAUGUGACACCGGUGCACAGAAGGUGAAAACAGAGGACCUGAUUUUCAGUCCUGUUCUUGUGUAAUUUGCAUCACCUCAGCCUUUUCUCCCCAUUCACCUUAAGAAUGACUUUACAGGAGACCACUAGGGGGACGUAAGGAAGAUGGCAGCAUAAGCUUGCAGCUCCCGGUCAAAACUCGAAAGAAAACCAGAAUUCGAAUAUUUCCACCGCUAAACCGUGUAAUAAAUGCCAUGAAAGGUGGAAGAAGGUCAAAAAGACAAGGAAACAUUAAGGAUUUUGUGAAACAAGUGGAGCUGACAAGAGGAGGCAACGCAGACAUGUCCGAGAACAGCGUGCAAGGCGAGCAGAUGGAAGGAGAUGUAGCUAGCCACCCCCACGCAGGCUUUCAGGACAUUAUUAAGGAAAUUCACUCACUUAAAGCCGAGUUUAAAACUGAGUUUGCCACGUUUAAGAAAGACAUCAAACAAGAAAUGAAGGACGAAUUCGACAGCUUCAAGAAAGACAUUAAUAUAAAACUGUCAGAAACGGCGAAUGAGCUAGCUAGCCAUGAGACCAGACUCGAAGAAGCUGAGAAAAGACUGGAAGAGAUGGAAAGGUGGAAUUUGGCCGCAAAAGACGCUCUAAUCCAGUCGCUCCAGCAACAACGGAAUAUUCCGAUGAAACUGGCUGACUUGGAAGGCCGUAGCCGACAGAACAACAUUCGCAUUUUUGGCCUAAAAGAGGGCUCUGAAGGAAACUCUGUGCUGCAGUUUGUGGAAGACUUUUUGAGAGCUGAGCUUUCGCUCCCACCGGAUUCUGCUCUAAAUAUUCAGCGGGCGCACAGAGCUCUAGUGCCAAAACCCGGACCAGAAAAACUUCCGCGAUCGGUGGUGAUUAAUUUUCUUCAGUUCUCAACCAAGGAGAUGGUGCUGAAGGCAGCGUGGAAGAAAAAAGUUAUACAUCAGGAUAAGCAGCUUUUCUUUGAUCAUGACUACGCUACCGACGUGAUUCAAAAGAGGAAGGAAUACGCUGGAACUAAGAAAGCCUUAAAAGAGAGAGGAAUUCGCUUCCAGACGCCUCUGACCAGAAUCAGGAUCCACUGGGAGAGCGGCGUCAGGACAUACGACAGUGGCCGGGCGGCGGCGGAGGAGCUAAGGAGGAGAGGAAUACAAGUGGAGGUGCCGCAGCGGAGCGGGGAAAGCGCGAUGCUGGAGGAGCGACUGCAAAACGCAUUAGGAUGGCAGCGAUCUAACACCGAGAACUUAUAAGCAAGGUAGACCGGAAAGUGGUAGGUUUUCUUUUUUUUUUUCUCUAUUUUUUUUAGGAACCUAGGUUGGAUCUCACAGGGGCCCCUAAUCUGAAAGGGAUAUACCCCCCGAACCACAAGGACGCUGUGGGUAAGAAAUACGUAUUUUCAGUUUCUCUUAAGUUUCUUGUUAUCUUGUUCCAAGUUCUUAGAGUUAGUGUGGGAUGCUAUGAUAGUGAUAAGCCAAAAAUAAAACAAAACUUAACAGUGAAAAGAUGAGGAAUAUAACGCUGGUGUCAAUGAAUGUCAAUGGGAUGAAUAACCCAAUUAAAAGAAGUAAAGUGAUACUUAAAAUGAGAAAGCUUAAUGGCAAUGUAAUAUAUCUACAGGAAACACAUCUGUCACAGGAAGAGCAUGAUAAAUUAAAGAAAUUUGGGUACAGAAAUUCUUACUAUAGUACCUGCAAGAAAAGUCAUAAAAGGGGGGUAGCAAUACUUAUUAAAAAUUCAGUUAACUUUGAAUGUUCUAAAGAAAUUGUGCGGCCCUAGUAAGUAUGGAUGCAGAGAAGGCUUUCGACAGUGUAGAUUGGAACUUCCUAUAUGCCGUGCUUGAAAGGUUUGGUUUUAAUGACAGCGCUGUGAUGUGCAUCAAAUCUAUUUACCAAUCUCCUACGGCUCGAAUUAGAAUCAAUGGCAGCCUAACGGAGCAAAUCUCUCGAGAGAGGGGUACCCGCCAGGGUUGUUGCCUCUCACCUCUUCUCUUCGCUCUAUAUACUGAACCCCUGGCACAGGCCAUCCGACAAAGUGAGGAAGUGAGAGGAAUAAAUAUUAAAGGGGAAGACCACAUCAUCAGCUUAUUUGCAGAUGAUAUCAUACUCUACCUAGAAAAUCCAAACCAAACUUUAAUUCUGAUGUUUAAUGUAAUUAAUAUCUUUGCUGAACAUUCGGGGUACAAAGUUAAUGUGACCAAAACUCAGAUACUGGCUUUCAACUAUUUGCCAUCCGAAGAGGUUAAAAAUAAGUUUAAACUGAACUGGACUGCAAAACAAAUAAAAUACUUGGGUGUAACUGUGACUAAACAAUUGAGUGAUCUUUUUAAAACAAAUUAUGAUGGACUGACCACUCAGAUUAAACACGAUCUAAACCGAUGGUCAACUCUUACACUAGACUUUAGUGCAAGAAUCACAACAAUAAAAAUGAGUAUCCUCCCACGGCUAUUGUACCUUUUCCAAUCUCUGCCAGUUAAGAUCCCAGUGGAAAAAUUCAAGGACUGGGAUAGGCUCAUCUCUAGAUUUGUAUGGAAUCAGUAGCGGUUUUUGAUACGGGCGACACGGGCGGUUGCCCGGGGCGGCAUCGUGGUGGGGGGCGGCAUCACGGGCAUCGGCAAAAAAAAAUUAAAAAAAUGCUCGUACUCAUGC
This is a messenger RNA of Oreochromis niloticus (Nile tilapia), 3056 nucleotides long. RefSeq lists its product as uncharacterized. Bases 645 to 1661 code for a protein of 338 amino acids. The record is from RefSeq and is a predicted model, not a curated record. Lineage: Eukaryota; Metazoa; Chordata; Actinopteri; Cichliformes; Cichlidae. The transcript has 2 exons.